UACUGCUGCUACUAGUUGGGCUGGACUUGAGCUGGACUUGAGCUGGACUUGAGCUGGACUAUUUUUGUGCGGGCGGAUGCAGAAACGUAGCGCACGAAUGGUGUGCUAUCAGUCAGCAUGCAGGGCUGGCGUUCAGGCUGAAUUUGGCAACAAGGACAAGGACAAGGACCACUUGGGACUGGCUCCGCGCAUAGACGCGGGCUCGGGGUGUGGUGUUGGGCGCAGUACAGGACAGCACCUGCGUCUUGUCCACUGCCGCGGCACAAGGACAAGACUGAAGUAAUUGUGAUUCGACCGCCAAUAGCUAGCUAGACGUCGACAUAGGAGAUCAUCGCUAACGAUUUCCACUGCUCUCUCCCCGCUUCCUCCAGCUUCUCUUUGCAUCACCAGUCCGAGCCCUACGCCGACGUUGGUUUCGUCCUGCCAGCAUGCUCGCUCCCAGCACACAUGCCAAUGCCCUGCGAGUCAAUGGCCACAAGGAAGAAGGUUCUGCUUCAUCAGUGUCAGCGAAGGCAGAGAUGGUCCCUCCAAAGUCCUCACCCCACGGCACAAGCUUCGCGACGCAAGGAGACGCGCCACCUUCAGGCAACACGAGGGUCGCUACCGCGCGCGACCCAAUGAUCGUUGGGGCUUCAGAAGGAAGCAGACAGACUGUGCUGCGCAGAAGAGGCCAGAGUGACCUUCCAGACGAGGUUGAAGAAGGCGAGGAAGAGAUCUCUACGGAGUCGGAUGACGAUGUCCUCAAUGCAGGUAAACGCAAAACGAGUACGAGGCCACGCGCGCGCACACAGACAUCCGAGUUGGCUGCAUUCUUGUUGGCUACAGGACCGGAUGACGCGCCAGGUCUUCCCAAGGCCAUGCGGCAAGGACGCAGCGGCAGCAUCAGCGAUGGCGUAUCAGUCGCCACGGGUUCUUCCAAGAAGAGCACCUUUUCGUUCAGCCAGCUUCGCAAGAAGUCGAGCAAGGCCCUUGGCAGGAACAAAAAGAGCGAAAGUGGCCCUAGAGAAGUACAAGACACAUCCUCUGCCGAAGCAGAGGCGGCGAGGCGACGUCUGGAUGCCGACAUCAACAUGCCAAAGGGCACCGUCAAGAAGAUUCUGCCGAACGGGAGAAGCUAUUAUAGCCUGGGGGUGGAAGAAUACGAAAAGGAGCAUGCAAAGACGAUGAGCCAAGAAUCAAGCAGCUUUUUGAGCAAGACUAGCGAUGGAAGCUUGCUGCGACGCUCGGCGAGGCAGAAGAGCAUCGGCAACAGCAGCGUGGUUGAGUCCUUCUUCAGUAGCAACAGCGGUGCAACCUCCAAGGCCGUCGCUCGUGCUGAAGCUAGCCCUCUCAAGAAGGCCAAAUCAAUUGAGAGCAUCAGGAGCACGCCACCCAACAGGGAGUCGCCGCCGCCCCUCCCCACUCCUCCUCCAUCUGACAGCAUGCACAAGAGCCCGAUGACGACUUCGUUGCUUGCCUCUCGCUUCGAGGGUCCCCCUACUCGCCCACCACGAAGAGAGUCCUCGGUGGCGCUUCAGGACCAGCAGCAACAAGCGGGCGUGAGGGAACAUCGACAAUCAUCAUUGCCCUCUGGCCUUGUCUCCUCUUCUCCUACGCCCGCAUCAAGAGGCAACAAUAGCACCUCGAUCAGCAGUCAAGGAUUUGGAUCCGAGGCAAACCUACCCCACACAAACUCUUUCACAGGCUCGUUGCGCAGCAUCGGCAGUGUGCGGCCGUCGUCGAGCCCCAAAUCGCCGGUGCGUAUUGCGAGGAAGCCUGUGGAUCGCUCGAUUGUUGCACCGUCGCCUGCCGCUCCGAGCCCACUGGUGCAGCUCACUGCCUCUUCUGUGGCACCGCCUUUGAUCGAGCGCAGCGAUGGAGACCACCCUGCUUCUCAAGAAUUCGCGCCAGUACCUCAACGAAGUGGUCCAUUGGCCGAGGUGCUGCCUCCAUCGUCCAUGGAUGCCGCGAACAAGACGGCACCGGUCGAGGCACUUGUCGACAGCGCCUCGCCACAGCGGCCACAGCAGGCGAAGGACGAUUAUUCUGACACCCCGUCGAUGAGUCCUCGUUUCGGUGCACUGGAUGCGCCGGAGCUUCGAAAGGACGAGGACAAGGAGGCGAUGGACGAGCAGACCAGCGUUUCUUCGAUCCCAGACCUGACAACGGAUUCGCACACAAGAGUCAAGUCGCCUUCCAGACGGCAGCUCAACGAGGCCGGUGUGCUGGACAACAAAGUAGAGCCUCACUUUACCUCUGUCCAACCGGAAGGACAAGACAGAGAGAAAAGAUCCGAGUCAGCAAAGCAAGAGGUGUUGCUUGUGACGGUCGAUGAGAGAGAACUGAGGAAGAUGAAGAAACGCCCCAACGGAGUCUCGAGACGACUCGAUUGCCGCAAAGAAACGCAACAGCUCCUCUCAAAGAGGCGUGCCGGAUGUGGGAAGCGAGGAUGUUGCGGUUGUCAGACCGACGAAUGCUGCACCAUCCGACAGUGAAGCCUCACCCAGAGGCAUGCCAACCGAUCCGAGGUCGAGGACACCUGUUAGUGAAGUGCUAUACACAAACGACGACAAUUUCGCCAGAGCCCAGGCGGAGAGGAGGAGAAACAGAGAGCAAGCGCAUGUCCAGCUCAUAAAUUCGGCAUUGCCCGUCUCUGCGAGCUCGAGCCCUUCAAAGCGAGGAAAGGAUUACAGCCACGAUGACGAGCUCAAGGGUGAGGGAACUAAGGAGGUUGUGGCCGUGGAUGGU
Acaromyces ingoldii is the source of this 2727-nucleotide messenger RNA. RefSeq lists its product as hypothetical. The record is from RefSeq and is a predicted model, not a curated record. The transcript is spliced from 3 exons. The coding region runs from base 429 to 2474 and encodes 681 amino acids. NCBI's taxonomy places the organism in Eukaryota, Fungi, Basidiomycota, Exobasidiomycetes, Exobasidiales, Cryptobasidiaceae.